CAUAAACAUUUUAUUGGACAAAGUCGUAGUCGCCACAAAUUUGUGAGAGUUCACCAUAUGUUCAAACUGUAGAUAAACUUUAAGAAGCGUCAAUCUUAUUUCAUAAGCGGACAACCAAUUGAGAGCACGCACUUAGAUUAUUGUGUAUUUGCAAUGCAUCGCAACAAUAGCCACACUGACUGCUAUCAGCAUGAAUGAUCUCUGCAUCACGAUGCAAUUUUUUGUUUUCGUGUUGGUUACUGUUCAGUGUUUCCACUUAUCAAGUAACCCCCCUGUAUCGACAACCUACACCUCAUUCAACUCGCCAAAUAAACCACAGGAUGACGGCAUGAAAAAUCUGAAGUUAAAAUUACAAGGAGUUAUACAUAGACUGAGAGAAGGUAGAGAUAGGGAAGAGUCAAACAGACGGCUUUCGUUCAAAAGAGAAUUUUUUAGGCUGCACGAAACUAAGGACGCGGAACAGACGUCUGCUGCUGACCAGGAGUCUCCCCCAGCUGUGGAAGAAAAGACGUCCCUUCACGAUGAGAUGAUAUUUCAGUUAGUUUACAAAAGGUUCGGACAAUGUCUCGAUUUUCCGAUGUAUUCACCAAAACCCAUUUAUAUGGUGACCAAGUGUCCACAUCAUUCCAGCGACAAACAAGCCCAAUACUUGUGUCAUGGGAAUUAUAAUACUUUAUUGGAAGAGCGAUAUAAGUGUAUAAUAGAUCUUCAGCAUAUCCCUGUCCAGGAUCGACAUGGAAUUGUGUAUAAAAAUGUGUAUUGCUCACGAUGUCAUGGAGCACACAAUGUAAGUUCUUGGACCGCCGACUUAACAUUUAAUGAUAUACCUGAUCUUAAACUGAUGGAUGGCUCCAUCAAUACAUCCAUCAAUUUUCUGAAAAACAUGGAUGAUAUGGCAAUGUGUUCGAAUAAAAUAUUCCCCUAUAAUCAGAAUGUUAUUAAACACUGUCAUACCCCCAUUAGUGAUCACGUUCAUAGGAACCGCGCACGUAACGUGCCAAUAUACCCAAAGCAAGACGGAGAAACAAAAAUUCCGCUCUCGUUUCAAAUUUUGAUUAAUUUUGGAAUAAACGGCGAGGGUCACAUUAUAUUCAGCACAGAAACUACGCACCCAGUCGAAACAGUCUCGUGUCCCCCAAACCAGGUGUACUACAAUAGCCACUGCCGCGAGGUGUCAUGUGAUGAGGGUUACCAUCUAGAAAACUACGUCUGUCAACCCAAUCCUAUAUCUCUUAAUUCAGAAGAUUCCUUACUACAACUGAAAAAUGCAAAUGAGAUGUUGUCAUUGACAUUACGACUUAAUGCUAGUAAUGAGGACAUGUUAAUUUUAAAGCAAGACAAUGCAGAAACAAUGCUUAUUGAACAGAUUGCUUUUGUUUUGAACGUUACCUCCAGCCGCAUUAGAAACCUUACAAUUGUAAUUCGUAACGGCACGACGAAGUCCCAAAUGAUAGAGAUUGCUCACCCAGGUAACAAACAUUUUAAUGAAAACGAAGGAAGUUCUUCGGGAAUUUUAACAACCAAAUAUUUAUUCAAAAAUGAUACAUCCAACGACUCUUCUACUGCCACAGAACAGUCUUCCAACAAAGCGCUGUACACCGUAGAGUUAAAAUUUGAUCUCCUCGAGAACAUGAAAAAGACAGGGAAAUUUAGUUCUUCUCUGACCAGUGUGGUGGAUAACUUGAAUCAUUUGAUAAGAACUCAAAGUUUUAGCUUAGAACUGAAUGGUUCCGACUUCGAGAUAACUGAAAUAAAACAUCACAAUGUGUCGCACCAUCUUAUCACGUGGUGCAAUCAUGGAACCAAAAUCAUGAAGAAGGGAAGUGAAGUGGAUAUGAUGAAUUCAACUGACACCCGAACCGGGCGAAUGAUCCAUGGUGUAUUUGUGAAUGAAACUGGGAAAUUCUAUGGACCUGAUAUGUACGAUUUUUAUAUUUAUGUAUUGGGUGAAUUUGGAAACAUUAACAAUGUGACAGUAAAUGCUCUAGUUUUUCUCUGCGAUACGCCCCGUAUUCAAAACGGUGAAUGCGCAAGGCUUACUCUGAAUUCAACCUCCUAUGAGAAAUUGUUUAACAAUUCGGUUUUUUACGAAGGAGAAGUAUUUGAUUCUGAUAGGUAUGAAUAUGUAGACGAUACACACGACAAUAUCAGGAUAUGUAUAUAUAGUCAAGGUGUUUCUUCGAGUAUUCUGAAAACGUCGUGUGGUAUGGAAUUUCAGGAUGUCAUUGUGGCUGAGAGUUACUUGAGUUUUGUUUUAGGGAUUAUUUCAACCGUGGUCACAUUCCUGUCAUUGCUUACAUAUCUUAUUUUUAAAGAAAUGAGAAAUUUACCUGGUGUUAGUACUGCAAAUUUAACCUUCACUCUUUUUCUUGCCGAGCUACUUUUCAUCGUUUCGGGGGUGUCAAAGCCGGAUUGGAUGUGCUCUAUCAUCGGCAUGAUGCUUCAUUAUCUCUUUUUAUCGUCCUUCUUCUGGAUGAACGUGAUGUCGUAUGACCUAUACAAAACAUUUGCCAACAAGUGCAUCCUCACACGAGUAAGAAGCAAAGAGAAAUACCUUCCUCGAUAUGCUCUCUACGCUUGGGGAUCACCAGCUUUAAUCGUGGCUGUUUGCGCAGUUAUUGACUACACAGAUCUAUUGCCAUAUGUGAAAAUAAAGUAUGGCGGCGGUUCUCUUUCGUCUAAUGGUUUUGUGGACCAUACCUUGAGUGAUACCUCGGAGAACACAACUAUAUCACGACGAAUGGAGUCCAUGGAUGAAAAUUUAGGUUGUUGGAUACAGGAGCCAGUAGCUGCCCUUGUCGCCUUUGGGUCUCCAAUGCUUAUCAUUCUGUUCUCAAAUAGCGUCAUGUUUGUGAGAACAAUUUACUGUAUUCGCAAAACUUUGAAACUUGCAAACAUCAAAACAAGGCGGUCCUCUUUAAAUCACGUCACUGGAAAAUCAGAUGUCAGAUUGUACGUGCGCAUGUCCACAAUGAUGGGGUUUACUUGGAUUUCCGGUCUGGCUUCCUCUAUCGUCAGUGCUUUUGCAACAACCCCAACGUUCACAAUUUGCACGGUAUUGCAUGUGUUAAGUUUUUUGUUUAUCAUAUUUAAUUGCUCGCAAGGGUUGUUUAUAUUUUUUGCAUUCAUUUGCAAUAGAAGAGUUGGAAAUUAUUAUAAAGCCAUGUUUCUGAAAUGUAAGUCCAAGAUUACCAGGGAGAAAGUUUUGAAAUCGUCUAGAAUAUCAAUCAGUACGGUCACAUCGUGGACUUACACAUUUGAAGUUUAUCAAAUUACAGAAAAUAAGAACUGACGAGGGGGAAAAUUGUAAAUUGAUCAUAGAUACCACAUGCUUGUCUAUUUACGAGCUAUAAUAAUUGUUGCUACAUAAAUACCAUAUGCUUGUCUAUUUACGAACUAUAAUGAUUGAACAUUACUUCAUAAAUUCCAGAUGUUUGUCUAUUUACGAGAUGUAAUGAUUGUUACUACAUUGUACAUAAAUACCAGAUACUGGUCUAUUUACCAGCUAUAAUCAUUGUUACUACAUAAAUACCAGAUACUGGUCUAUUUUCGAACUAUAAUCAUUGUUACAUGUACUAUAUUAGUUCCUUCGAUAAAUAACUGUUGCUCUAGAUGUAUGUUUUCAUUUGUGUGGAAUCUGAACAAAAGUCACUUGUUUUUGGAUGUUUUGUGUCUUGACUAAUCACGUGGGCAAUUAUUUUUCCAGAAUGUCAACGAGUCUGCCAGUUAAUUUAUUAGACGUGAUUUCAGUUGACUAGUGUUUACAGAAAGUAUUCAAUCAGUGAUUCAGAAAUUGCGUAAAAUAUUAGUUUCUCCAGCAUUCCCACGUAAUAACUGCACAUUUUUAGUUAUUAUACUAGAAUAUGGGAUGUUGUAUGCGUAACUACAUAAAAGUAAUGGAACUUUGACCCUAAAAAGCAUUGUUUAUUAUCCCGCUCAAAGCCCCAGUUUUUAGUUGCUUAAUCAUUUUCAUUGCUGGAAUACAUUUAUGUAAAUACGCAGACAUACAAGUCCAAAUCACUGUAGAAUAUAUCAUUUAUGCAUUGAAUUCACAUGUACAUGUAUGGAAUUCUUUUACUAAUUGAGAAAAGUGUUUGUUUGUGUCGUUUGUCCUUGAAUUAAUAGAAAAAAUAUUAAGGGUAAUUCACUGUUCACAACUCUCCAUUCCUGGCUUGGAUCUCUCGAAAAAAUUCUCAAACUUAAGUUUAAGUUUUCUUCUAUUUGAGCAGUCAAAAUCUGCGUAAAACCUUAGCAUGAAAUCCAGGUCUGAUAAAAAAUGGAACUUCGAAACAAAAAGAAUGACGUCAUAGGUUGAGAGAUGGAUAUAUCUUCAGCAUGUAUAUCACUGGAUGUUUGUGUAGCACCGGGGCUUUCUAGUCUUUUUCUGGGAAGAAAAAGCAAAAAAAUUGUCUCUUCAAUUAUUUCCGCAUACUAACUAUAUUCAUCAUUCUCCGCGAAUGAUGUCGGUGGCAUAUUCCUUUAUCCCUGUUCGUCCCCUCCUUCAUAAUGAAGAAGAAUACAGCCGGUAAGGGUAGAUGACAUAGAGCUUACUUCAGAUUCUGCGAUGGACCUGAAUUUUGAAGAUGAAAAAUUUGCAUGCCUGAUAUCUGUAAGAUACUGCAGUUGACCUACAUUUUCAGCGUUAAACGUGAGAACGGGCUCAAUCUCCAGUCAUUGUAUAUUUUACAGCGAUGAAGCUGUUUAAGAUUGAUUCACCAAUAAGUUUCGGAGACCUCAAUCGUGGGGGCAUAAACUCCCAGUCAGUAUACGUGAGUCUGGAAAGCCUCGGCACUACACAGCAGCAUUUCUUUGGCCAAAUACAAUUCUAAGUAACUGUGCACUUUACAAUAAGAGCAGAAAUAAUACAGUAAAAGAUUGUACAAUCAAAUUAACCCCAUGAGUGUUGUUAAUGUAUUAAAAUAAAAUUCCAUUACAUAUAGAUGUGGUUUUUACUGUCUUUAUGACAUGCAUCUUUUUAUUUAUUUAUUUUUUGUGAACAGUUUCCAGUUUAAUUUACAUAUUUCUCUUGUUAUUCAAAAUGCAUAUUGUAAAAAAAAUUAUUAUUCAGUGUUCCUACUUACAGAGUAAAUUAAGAAUUAUUUUCACUAGAAAAUCACUUUCCCCUCGAAUCCGUCUCUCAUCGCGAAAUAUCCUUGUUACUUUGAAAAUACAUGUUUUUGUAUUGUGAUAAUAAUACAGGUGUACAGGCCAGUAUGUUUAGUUAAUUCAUUGUAAAUACGUGUAACAUCGUAAUGUGUAGUUAAUUCAUUGUAAAUACAUGUAACAUCGUAAUAUGUAAUUAAUUCAUUGUAAAUACAUGUAACAUCGUAAUAUGUAGUUAAUUCAUUGUAAAUACAUGUAACAUCGUAAUAUGUAGUUAAUUCAUUGUAAAUACAUGUAACAUCGUAAUAUGUAAUUAAUUCAUUGUAAAUACAUGUAACAUCGUAAUAUGUAAUUAAUUCAUUGUAAAUACAUGUAACAUCGUAAUAUGUAAUUAAUUCAUUGUAAAUACAUGUAACAUUGUAAUAUGUAAUUAAUUCAUUGUAAAUACAUGUAACAUCGUAAUAUGUAGUUAAUUCAUUGUGAAUACAUGUAACAUCGUAAUAUGUAGUUAAUUCAUUGUAAAUACAUGUAACAUCGUAAUAUGUAAUUAAUUCAUUGUGAAUACAUGUAACAUCGUAAUAUGUAGUUAAUUCAUUGUAAAUACAUGUAACAUCGUAAUAUGUAAUUAAUUCAUUGUGAAUACAUGUAACAUCGUAAUAUGUAGUUAAUUCAUUGUAAAUACAUGUAACAUCGUAAUAUGUAAUUAUUCAUGCAUGUCACUUCUGUCGUGUCGCACAUUGUGAUUUGAUUUAUUUUGUAUAUUUUAUUUUUCUACAAUUCAUUUGUAUCAACAAAAUAAAUAAACUUGACUACCGGA
Ostrea edulis (European flat oyster) is the source of this 5920-nucleotide messenger RNA. RefSeq lists its product as uncharacterized. Gene Ontology annotation, cellular component: membrane. Bases 191 to 3292 code for a protein of 1033 amino acids. The transcript has a single exon. Gene Ontology annotation, biological process: G protein-coupled receptor signaling pathway; cell surface receptor signaling pathway. Gene Ontology annotation, molecular function: G protein-coupled receptor activity. Lineage: Eukaryota; Metazoa; Mollusca; Bivalvia; Ostreida; Ostreidae. The record is from RefSeq and is a predicted model, not a curated record.